AUCGAAACUCUAAGGUGUUUGUGAACAACCGAUUGCAUUUCGAUGCGUACAGCAUCACUCUCAGGAUAGGCGUGUGAUGCAUCCAUGGUCAAGAAGGGCAUCCUAUCUGAUGUUGCCCUCGGCCGAGGUCAGGAAGCUGGGAGCUCUCGACUGCCUGACAAAACAUCAGAUUGGCUAUGGCAGUGCGACUUUGAAAAGAGCUGCGACGAUCGCAUUGCAUCGCAUGCGACCAAGCAGUACGACGGGGCUAUACGAGUCUACUCCUUCCGUUUCGAAACUAUGCGUGUGCCUGGAUUUUGACGCCUCCCGUUCGCUCACUGGGAUUCUACAGCGACUCAUGCACAAAUACGCGCCUCCUGGGACCGGUAAUGUCUCACCAGUCACCAGGGCUUGAUGCCAUCCGUCCAUCUCCCAGAAGCGCUGAUGGCCUACUAUGCCCCAGGACACGCCGCCGGCCAAUCUUUGUGCCGCCCGAGCUUUCUUUGGCUUC
This is a messenger RNA of Mycena citricolor, 490 nucleotides long. The record is from the annotation of a GenBank genome assembly. NCBI's taxonomy places the organism in Eukaryota, Fungi, Basidiomycota, Agaricomycetes, Agaricales, Mycenaceae.